CCGCCCUUCGACAGUGCCAAAAAACCACUUGGUUUUGCUACGAGUACCAGCAAUUUGCCACCUUUGGCGAGCUACCGACAGACCGACCGUUUCAGUCAUUUUCGAACAUGAGCGCCGUUGGUUUCAUCUAAAAUAAACGCACCGGUCCGGUUGUUGUCUGAAUGAAAAAAAAAGUACAUAUAUAAAUGAAAUAUGUGUACUUAAAAUACAAAAUGAAAACAAAGUAAAAAGAGAAUAUGCAUUUUUUUUUGAAUAAAAAUUUUCAACGAUCAACACUAUAAAUAGACCAAACGGCUGUAUAUUUAUUACGUGUACUAUAAGGGAUUUGCAGUGCGGCGUUUGUGAAGAGACAGCAACAACAUCCAUACAAACAUACAAGCAUUUGGUGCUCACAACAAAUUAAAAUUUUAAAAAAUUUUGAAAAUUGUGAAACUAGUAUUUUAGGGUGAUUAGUGUAAAGGCUUUAAUAUCGGAAGUAUUAUACCUUGAAAAGAAAACACUGUAUUAUACUUAUGUAAAGUUUUUUAACAUAAUAUUUGCACAAAAAAACAAAAAAAAAACACUUCUCAAAAUGCCCGCAUCGAAUACGUUAGUUUUGAAAAGUCUUUCAAUACUGCUUGGAUUAUUUUUCAUUUUUGUUGGAUUACUAAAAUUGACGCCAGCCAUUAGCAAGGAUCUUUUUAAGGAUUUGCGAACGGAAUACGUAAAAUAUGCAAAAGUUUUCCCAUUGGCCACAAUGUUUGGUUUCAAGGUACCAUCUAAGUGGUAUCGGCGUACAGUUGGCGUACUGGAGAUAACCUGUGGACUGGCUAUGGCACUCAUUCCAUAUCAUAAAAUAAAAAAUGCUGCCAAUAUAAUACUACUAUUGUUGAUGAUUUUGGGCGUCUAUCAGCAUUGGAUGGUUAGCGAUCCAUUUGAGCGAUCUGGACCUGCGCUUGUGUUCACAUUCAUGCUCGGUGGACGUUUAGUAGUUUGGUAUCAGACAAGUCGAAAAGAUGCUGAACUGGCCGCUGCCGCUCAAUCACAAACUAAUGGCGUGAAGCAGGACUAAAAGAAGAACUUGAAAACAUAAAAAAUACUUACAAGAAAUUUAAAAUCAAUAAAUUUUAAUCAUACAUACAUACAUAUUUAAGAUAACAACAUAAACCAAAAAGCAAUUUCUCGCACAUUAAUACAUAAGACUAGGGUGCAAUCUAGCACAUAAAUGCAAUCAGAUUCAAUUACAUACUACAUGCAUAUACAUAUACAUAAAAGGAUAAAUAACAUACACAUUAUUUAUUUAUCCUAUUGUGUCAUAAAAAACUUCUCACAUUUGAAAUUUCUUGUUUAAACAACAAAACGGUCUUUAUGUUAUGUGCCAAAUUAUUUUCUUUCCUUUUCUAUUUUAAACAUAAUCUUACUGUAAAUCCCAAAUAAACAGUAGUCCUUGAAUGGUGUUCAAUGCAAACUUAAUGAAAACACACUACAUAGAUAAUUCAACCC
Molecule: messenger RNA, 1482 nt
Organism: Rhagoletis pomonella (apple maggot)
Lineage: Eukaryota; Metazoa; Arthropoda; Insecta; Diptera; Tephritidae
Product: transmembrane protein 35A
Exons: 4
Coding region: 572-1051 (159 amino acids)
Biological process (GO): positive regulation of protein localization to cell surface; chaperone-mediated protein complex assembly
Cellular component (GO): endoplasmic reticulum
Source: RefSeq, a predicted model, not a curated record